AUGGGUGACUCCGGAGAGGACCAGGAGGCAAUCGUGCUUGCCCCCGGGCAACUGUCGGCCUUCCUCCAGGCGCAGGGUUCCGGCUGGCUGCCUGCUCGCUUGAGCGGCAUCGUCCCCAAAGAGGGUGUUUCGCAGUACCUGGAGGCUUUGCUUUGGUGCCUGGAGACUUACUCUACAGGCAAGUGCCCAGAUUGCCAGCGACGGUUUCCUCCUCACCUGAAGGAGUUUGCUUCCGCGUCGCUGAUGGUCGAGGAGAUGCCGGGGCUGCCGGCAGAGUGCUUCAAGGCGAGGCACAGAGACGGCCCGCCUUUGUCGCCUUUAUGCUGUGCCCUGGCCGUCCUACCGGUGGCCGACGCGCGGCGAGUUGUUCUCCCGACUUGUCCAGCCCUGGCACCGUUGCUCCAGGAAGGGGGCCUCCUUGGCGAGGUCGCCAAGCUGGAGUCCUGCAAAGAGUGCCGCCAGCUCACGGCCGCGGUGGUGGGUGGCCCAGUGACGGGCAAGAAGGCCGCAAAGCAGAGGAAAGCUUUGGAGGUGCACAAGCGGCAGCACCAGGAUGUGGAUGCGGUUUCUCUGGAGGCCUUGGAGGCAGAGGUGCGCAGACUUUGUGAUGGUGCUGCUGUGCCGCCAGAUGCGACGCAGACAGAGCUGAAGACGGUUGGGUCUGCGACAGAAGUCGCGCCAGCACCAAAGAAGGGUGCCAGCAGGCAGAAAAAACGAAAGCGCGGCUGA
This is a messenger RNA of Symbiodinium natans, 729 nucleotides long. The record is from the annotation of a GenBank genome assembly. Lineage: Eukaryota; Dinophyceae; Suessiales; Symbiodiniaceae.